Messenger RNA from Drosophila willistoni, 1860 nucleotides. Its product is annotated as putative RNA-binding protein Luc7-like 1. Lineage: Eukaryota; Metazoa; Arthropoda; Insecta; Diptera; Drosophilidae. Gene Ontology annotation, cellular component: U1 snRNP; U2-type prespliceosome. The transcript has a single exon. The record is from RefSeq and is a predicted model, not a curated record. Gene Ontology annotation, biological process: mRNA splice site recognition. Bases 133 to 1419 code for a protein of 428 amino acids. Gene Ontology annotation, molecular function: mRNA binding.
GUUUCAAUAGACACACACACACUCAAGCAUAAAUUUUCAUAGCAGUUGAGAGUCAAGUCAAAAGCAAAAAUAUUUUUUUUCCUGAGCAGAAAAAAAAAACAAAAAGAAAGAAACAAUUUUAACAUCGCGACUAUGAGCGCCCCAAGCAACAAAAUGUCCGCCACAGACCAAAUGCGCGCUAUGCUGGACCAGUUAAUGGGCACCGCUCGUAACGGAGAUGAGAGGCAACUGAAAUUCUCGGACACUCGGGUCUGCAAGUCGUUCCUGCUGGAUUGCUGCCCACACGACAUAUUGGCGUCCACACGGAUGGAUCUGGGUGAGUGUCCCAAAGUGCAUGACCUGGCUUUCCGUGCAGAUUACGAGAGUGCGGCCAAAUCACGAGACUACUACUACGACAUUGAGGCCAUGGAGCAUCUGCAGGCCUUUAUUGCAGACUGCGACCGCCGCACAGAUGCUGCCAAGCAGCGGCUGAAGGAGACGCAAGAAGAGUUGACCGCUGAAGUGGCAGAGAAGGCGAAUGCCGUGCACGCACUGGCCGAGGAAAUUGGCAAGAAACUGGCUAAAGCCGAGGCCCUGGGCGAGGCUGGCGAAGUGGAGGACAGCAUGGAGCUGAUGAAGGAGAUUGACGAGUUGCGGGGCAAGAAGACCAAAGCCGAGCAUGAAUACCGCACCUCCAUGCCAGCCUCCACAUACCAGCAGCAGAAGCUGAGGGUCUGCGAAGUUUGCUCCGCCUACUUGGGUAUCCACGACAAUGACAUACGGCUGGCGGACCACUUUGGUGGUAAGUUGCAUCUGGGAUUCCUCACCAUACGAGAGAAGCUGAUCGAGCUGGAGAAGACCGCAGCGCCGAGGAAGGCCGAACUAAAGCGAACGGGUAAGAUACCAGAUCGCGACGAUGAGGGCAGAAGCCGAAAUCGCUACUUUGUAGGUGGGCGUGAGUUGGAUCGACGCUCGCGGGUGCAUCGUUCAAGGUCCCGUGAGCGUCAGCGGGGUGGUGGAGGCGGUGGCCAGCGCGAUGGUGAUCGUGAUCGAAGCGAACGAAGUGACCGCAAUGGACGUACAGCGACUGAAGAUCGUUCCAAGGGUGAUGGUGGUAGCGGUGGCGGUGGCGGCGGGGAUGUCAUCGAGCGUGGUGAUCGUCCUGGCCGUGACCGAGACGGCGGACGCGACCAUCGUGAUGGUCGCAGGAACGAUCGAGAAAGACACCAGCGCAAUGACAGAGGACGCUUUGGAGGCGGAGGAGACAGACGUGGUGGUGGCGGUGGUGCUGGUGGUGAUGAAAGACGAAGAUCACCCCGGUCCAGGGAGCGUUCGCCUCGCCACGAUAGACGAAACUAUAAUCACUUUGCCGGCGGUAACAACAACAACAACAACAAUAACCGUAGACGUUCCUAUUCCCGCGAGCGUUAUCGUCGCUAGACAUUGCAUUUGGAUAUGGAUUCACAGUUCCAGUUCCUGACGAGAGAUCGAGAGAGAUGCAAUUAGCGAGCAGAAUUUUGGGUCAGCGCACGUACGUAGAAUUAAUUAAAUACCAACCACCAACAAUUAAGCAAAAAACAAAUGAAAACUACAGCAAAACUAAAUAAUUUAUGAAAUUAACAUUAGACCCUAAAAUCAUAUAUAGUAUAUAUAUUUGUUUCUAUAUAUAUCCUAUAUAUAUCUAUACACAUUCAUUGAUAUUCAUUGUAAAAUGUUAAUAAUUUUUCCAUUUGAUUUGACUCUUCUCCUUCUCCUUACCCUCCACUUCAAAAAACAAAAACUUAAAAUCACAAAAAAAUAAAGCUCUAAAACUUAUGUAAAUGAUAUAACUGAAUAGAAAACCAAGAAAAGAAAACAAAAAAAACGAAACAAAAUCGAAAA